This is a messenger RNA of Acanthosepion pharaonis, 1197 nucleotides long. NCBI's taxonomy places the organism in Eukaryota, Metazoa, Mollusca, Cephalopoda, Sepiida, Sepiidae. The record is from the annotation of a GenBank genome assembly.
AUGCUGUCUUGCUCAACGACAUCAAUCGAAAGAUACCAGGAAACUCCGCUACGACCUCCGUCCUCGGUCAGUGACUUUUCCCCCCCUUUUUUUUCGGCUUCAUUUUUGCUUUCAUUUGUUUUCAUUUCUUAUCAAGUUUCCUUUCUUCUUCUUUUUUCGUUUGUUUUCAUUCUUUUGCUUUUUUUUUUACACUUCUUGGUUGACUUUCAACUGUUUAAAACGUUAAUUUUCUUUCUUUUCUCCUUCAUUCAUUUCUUACCGUUUCUUCUUCACUUCGACGUUUGCCACUUCGCUCUCAAUUUCUUUCUUUUUUCCUUUUCUUUCCUCUCUCUCCUAUUAAAGUGUCAGUCUUUCCUGAAAUUCUCUUUUCUAUAUUCUUCUCUGUUUUUAUGUCGCUGUCUUCGAAUCAUAAGAAACUUUUCUUCCUUCUUUAAUAUUCGAUUUUCCUUCUUUCUUCGUUGCUUUAUUGUUCUUAUAAUUCUUUACUUUUUCAUUCUUUUCUUCAUUAUUAUUCAUAAUUUUAUUGGCUUGUUUUAUUUAACAUCCAGCCUUUUUCUGUCUCUCUCUUAUUUUCUUCGACAAUCUCUUUUUAUCCCAGAAGGCCUAAACUAUAAUCAAACCUUUCUCUCAAUUCACCUUUGCCCUUCUCUCAAUUCACCUUUGCCCUUCUCUCAAUUCACCUUUGCCCUUCUCUCAAUUCACCUUUGCCCUUCUCUCAAUUCACCUUUGCCCUUCUCAAUAUUCGCUUCAAGCAUUCUUUUUCCUUCGACUUUUCUUUGGCUUUUGCAGUCUCCCACCCAAUUUCACUCUUCCUCUAACUCCCCCUUUCCCUCUUCCUCUACCCCCCUUUCAAACUCUCUCUCCAUCCUUUCACUCUCCCUCUCUCUUUCCCUUUCACUCUCCAUUUCACACUUCCUCUCUCUCUCUCUUCAUUUCACACUUCCCCUCUCUCUCCAUUUCACACUUCCUCUCUGUCUUUCACACUUCCUCUCUCUCUCCCUUUCACUCUUCCUCCCUCUCACUCCUCCUCCAUCUUUCCAUUUCACGCUUUCUCUCUCUCAUCUUCACUCUUCGUCUCUCUCUCUUUCACUUACUUUCUUUUUACAUCUUUGUGUCUCUUUCUUUCUAUAUCGUGUUUUUUUUUGUAAAAUAUUUUCCCAUGUACUUCGAGUUGUCAUUUGCAACAUUAAUUCAUGA